This is a messenger RNA of Eptesicus fuscus (big brown bat), 2170 nucleotides long. It is a transcript of the gene NOP53, whose product is annotated as NOP53 ribosome biogenesis factor. Bases 31 to 1500 code for a protein of 489 amino acids. Gene Ontology annotation, biological process: rRNA processing; ribosomal large subunit assembly. Lineage: Eukaryota; Metazoa; Chordata; Mammalia; Chiroptera; Vespertilionidae. Gene Ontology annotation, molecular function: 5S rRNA binding. The record is from RefSeq and is a predicted model, not a curated record. The transcript has 13 exons. Gene Ontology annotation, cellular component: nucleolus.
UGCCGGCAGCUGGAGUCUUCCUUUAACAAGAUGGCGGCAGGGAGCAGUGGCGGUAGCGGCAAGCUCCGCUCGAAAAGCGAGGCCGAUUCCGGCUUCCUGGGGCUGCGGCCCACUUCGGUGGACCCAGCGCUGAGGCGGCGGCGGCGAGGCCCAAGAAAUAAGAAGCGGGGCUGGCGGCGGCUCGCGCAGGAGCCGCUGGGGCUGGAAGUCGAUCAAUUCCUAGAGGACGUGCGGCUACAGGAGCGCACGAGCGGUGGCUUGGUAUCGGAGGCCCCCGAUGAUAAACUCUUCUUCGUGGAUACUGGCCCCAAGGACAGAGAGCGCGACAGGAAGAGGACCAAAGGCCAGAAGAGGCCACUGCUCCUCAGGAAGCCCCUGCGGGUGGACCUGGUGCUAGAGAACACCUCCAAGGUCCCUGCCCCCAAAGACAUCCUUGCCCACCAGGUCCCCAACGCCAAGAAGCUCAAGCGGAAGGAGCAGCUAUGGGAGAGGCUGGCAAAGCAGGGCGAGCUGCCCCGAGAGGUGCGCAGGGCGCAGGCCCGGCUCCGCAGCCCUCCUGCGGCCAACGCCAGGCCCGGGCCCCAGGACACCGCCGAGCGGCCCUUCUACGACCUCUGGGCCACAGACAACCCUCUGGAGCGGCCGUUGGCUGGCCAGGACCCCUUCUUCCUGGAGCAGACCAAGAAGAAAGGAGUGAAGCGGCCACCGCGUCUCCACACCAAGCCGUCCCAGGUGCCUGCUGUGGAGGUGACGCCCUCCGGAGCCUCCUACAACCCGUCCUUUGAGGACCACCAGACGCUGCUCUGGGAAGCCCACGAGGUGGAGCUGCAGCGGCAGAGGGAGGCGGAGAAGCUGGAGCGGCAGCUGGCCCUGCCCCCCGCCGAGCAGGCCGCCACCCAGGAGUCUACAUUUGAGGAGAUGUGCCAGGGGCUGCUGGAGGAGUCGGAUGGGGAGGGGGAGCCAGGCGAGGGCCAGGGCCAGGGGCCCGAGGGGGCUGGAGACCAGGCCAGAGAUGACCAGUUCGGAGGAGCCGAGGCCGCCACGCCUGCCCGCCUGGCCGCUGUGGAGAAGAAGACAGAGCAGCAGCGUCGGCGGGAAAAGGCCGCCCGGAUGCUGCGGGCACAGCAGGCCGCGGUGCGGGCCGCCCGGCUGCGGCACCAGGAGCUCUUCAGGCUGCGCGGGAUCAAGGCCCAGGUGGCGCAGCGGCUGGCGGAGCUGGCGCGGCGGCGGGAACGACGGCGGGCACAGCGGCUGGCCGAGGCCGACAAGCCCCGCAGGCUGGGGCGGCUCAAGUACCAGGCCCCCGACAUCGACGUGCAGCUCAGCUCGGAGCUGGCCGACUCGCUCCGGACCCUGAAGCCCGAGGGCAACAUCCUCCGUGACCGGUUCAAGAGCUUCCAGAGGAGAAACAUGAUCGAGCCCCGGGAGAGAGCCAAGUUCAAGCGCAAGUACAAAGUGAAGCUCGUGGAGAAGCGGGCGUUCCGGGAGAUCCAGUUGUAGCUGCUGCCGAUGCGGAGCCUCACCUUCAAUAAAGCACCUUCGGACCAACACUUGGGCCUCGCGUGUUACUCCCCCUCUGUGGGCAGCUUCUGUCUGUCCCCCUCUCGCUCACAGGGGUGUAGGUUCCAGAACCUUCGUGUCCUCAGCCCUGGUGAGAGCCCAGGACUAGCAGAGGGCCUGUCCCUGGGGGACAGAGGGGGCCCCCCUUUCCCAUGAGGGUCUGAGAGGAGACGCGCUGGCAGGCUCGGGGGGAGCCCCCUGCUCUGGCCCAGGCGGUGAGGGGCGGGUCUUGAUGACAGGCCUGUCACAGUGGGAGUGGCUUUCAGGCAGAGCCCUCACGCCCACCCGGUUAAGGGCGCUAGACUUACCAUUUUACAGGCGAGGGAACAGAAGCAUGGAAAGGGAAUUUUCCUUCCCCCACACACCUAUGUCAUCUUUUCCGAAACCUUAAUUCUCCAAGUACUAAAGGACUGUUGUCACUGUUAGUCAUGGAGACGGUGCAUGAAGAGACCAAAACCCGUGGCUGGCAUCCGUGACCUGCCCUCCAUUCAACCCUCUGCGGAGCUGGCUGUCACUGCAGUUGGGGUGAAGGGAGCCAUUAUGUCCCGUGUGCCACUGUUAAAAACCGUACUGUCCGUGUGAAAAUAAAAUUAGUUUUUAUUUUUCUUGG